Molecule: messenger RNA, 2635 nt
Organism: Nasonia vitripennis (jewel wasp)
Lineage: Eukaryota; Metazoa; Arthropoda; Insecta; Hymenoptera; Pteromalidae
Product: epoxide hydrolase 4
Exons: 6
Coding region: 981-2177 (398 amino acids)
Molecular function (GO): hydrolase activity
Source: RefSeq, a predicted model, not a curated record
AUCCACACUCGCAUGACGUAUACACCUCGGAAGAGAGAGAGAGAGAGAGAGAGAGAGAGAGAGAGAGGGAGGGAGAAGUAUAGAGCAAGCGGUCGGUGUCUAGUCUGCUGCUCUCAGCCGUGCGUGAAUCAAAGUUCAUCGAAACCGCGAGGUGCGAUUGCGUUAUACCGAUCAUCUCAGCUCUCGUGCUGACUUGGCAAAAUUGCCAUCAUAUUACACGUUCUCAGCGUAUUCCGAGUCAGACGAUUCAACUUCAGUCUUCGUCGGCCUAAUAAUACUCACCAAAUCUGCUCCGAUAAGCAUCCUGGUGCCUCAAACCACAGACAUAUCUCUCAGAAUAGCUGAUCAGUAUCGGUUAAACGAGUGGGACCGUUCAAGCUCCUCCUAUAUAUCGGAACGUCCUCGUUCAGUGUAAGUAUAUCAGCUCCACAGUAGAGAGCCGCCACGCUGCGACUCACAGUCGGGACCAAACCAUCAGCCGAAUCCCACGAGAUAAUAUACAAAGAGAGAGAGAGAGAGAGAGAGAGAGAGAGAGAGAGAGAGAGACUACGUGAGCGAGUGCGUUUUCCCAAAUGGCUGCAGCCAACUCCGAUUUUGAAUUUCGGCGCGCGACUUCUAAAUUGUUUUGAACUUUGAGCUAUUGAUCGAUUGAUAUGAGAUUGUGAUCUGCUGAUAGUAUACACAUAUUCGUAUAAUAUUGAAGUGUACUGAAAUUAUUAUGUAAGUGCCGCGAGUUUUCUCUCUCGCAUCAUGCACAGUGCAUGCUCGUGAGUGUCGGGGAAAAAUAUCUCGGCUCCAGUGUCCUCAACAAUGAAAGUUAAUGCGCGUAGUUCUUGAUAGCUAUUGCUUCGGGCGCGAGCUAUACAUUAGAUACACUUGCGAAAUGUGACACCGGCAUGAGCAGAAACUCUGUAUAAGAAUCGUUCCAUUUCUGUGCCAUAUUCGGAUCUGUCGUCGUUGGCAUCUCAUCGUUUCCAACGAUGGAGAUGAGGAUCGUUCACGUGUCCAUCUGCGAACGCGUCAAGCUCUACUUUUUAGCAGUCGUUUACGGCUGGUACAUGGUGCUUAGGCGCCUUGUCAAAUGGGCCUGGAAUCCAAAGACUUUCUUCAUGCUGCAACAGAGAGACAAACCGCCACCUUGCCUGGUUGACAAUAGCUUUGGCAAACACUCUUACGUCAAGCUCAAGGGCAUAAAAUUUCACUACGUGGAAGCAGGAGAUAGAACAAAAUCGCUAUUACUACUUUUACAUGGCUUUCCAGACUGUUGGUUAUCGUGGAGAGAACAAAUCCCUGUUCUCUCUGCACAUUAUAGAGUCGUAGCAUUAGACUUAAAAGGAUUUGGCGAUAGCGACAAGCCUUUGAAUAAGAGCUCGUAUAGAAUUGAGAUUUUAAUUGAUGAAUUAAAACGAUUUAUUUUCGCACUAGGUGCAAAAAAUUGUAGCAUAAUAGGGCAUGAUCUUGGUGGUCUUUUAGGUUGGUACAUGGCUGCAAUACACGAUGACAUAGUUUGUAAAUUUAUUGCUAUUUCUAGUCCACAUCCUAAUAUUUACUGGGAUGGAAUGUCUAAUGAAUCCUUUUUCAGUACCAGGUGGAUGCAUUUCAGUAGAUUACCGUUUUUACCUGAAAUCGACGUUUUAAAAGAAGAUCUAUCAGUUAUCAAUGACACAUUUAAGCAUAUCCACAUGAGUGAAGGGGAAAAUAAAAAUGAUUAUGUCGAGGCUUAUAAAUACACUUUCAGUAGAAAAGAGGAUUGGACUGGACCAAUUAAUUACUAUAGAACUCUGCCCUAUGUACGACUAAUCACAGAUGGUAAUCAGCAUAUUACGACAAGUACUCUCUUAAUAGUUGGAAAUUCCGACCCAUCUGUGUCAUUAGAAAACAUUGUACAAAGUACAGAAUACUUGGAAAAAUUCAAUGUCAAAAUUGUAACUGGAGCAGGACACUUUCCGCAUCAAGAAAAGCCUGAAUUCGUAAAUGAAUCGAUUAUUAAAUUCCUUAUUGGUAAUCCAGUCGUGGAAAAAACAUCAAACAAAAAUCUUGUAUCUUCAUUGAUUGGAUCUAUAAGUACCACUGUGAAGUAUGGAAACCAAAUGUUCGAUGCAGUGCACAAAAGAACUAAUGGAGUUGUGAAUGGUUUGCCAAGUAAAGUGUUAUAUUUAGGACAAACGAGUACAUAGAGAUUUUGUAAUUUUCCAUGAUAAGUUUUUUUUUAAAUGCAGAACGAUAUUUUUUUACUUGUGAUAACAAUACUUGUGUUAAUGUAACAAAAAAACUCAAUGACCAAUAAGUUUUAUGAUAAAGCUAAAGGUUUAAUGAAAAAAUUUUACAAAUCACAAAGAAUAAAUCGAAGAGGAGCCGAAUGAACGUUUGAAAAAUAUACGUUGACAGCGUGCAAGUGAAAUCCAGUUUUAUACACAAAACUUACGUAAUAUUAUAGUUAUGUGUGCAAUGUAUCUUUCUUUCGUGUUUUUAUUUAUUUAGAGAGUUAAAUGUUGUAUCGAUAAUUAUUUGUGAUUUUUUAAAUUAAUACAUGUACAAAGACUGUCUGAUAAAUGCGUGUAUUUUAUAUUCGAUUAUAAUAGAACUUAAUAUAGUAUAGUUGUGUAUUCUUGUAUAUUUUUAAAUAAAAAUAUAU